Molecule: messenger RNA, 618 nt
Organism: Fulvia fulva
Lineage: Eukaryota; Fungi; Ascomycota; Dothideomycetes; Mycosphaerellales; Mycosphaerellaceae
Exons: 2
Coding region: 1-618 (205 amino acids)
Source: RefSeq, a predicted model, not a curated record
AUGGCAGCACCUAGAGCUACCCAACUCUUCGCCCUCCGAAACCUGGCCCGCGGCAGCCGCCAAGUUCGACACCUCUCCAUGACUGGCCCAGCUACCUAUGCCUCCCCGAUCUUGAGCCGAGAGCUCCCUCGCGACAUGACCAGCCUUCGCACAGAGACCGCUGAAAAGCGUCCCGUCGUUGAGCAGCUGAAGGAAACUUCCAAGGUCAGGCACUUCAACACUUCCCGCGAGAUGAAGGCCAACCACGACACGAGCACGAUGGACUUUGCCUACCUCCCAGACAUCAUGGCGCCGGAGAACAUCGACAUCUACGCCCAUGUCCGCGUCCCGAUUCUCCCGACGGUGAGUGCUCAGGCUAUUAGCUAUGCUGAGCCAGAAGAGACUGUCGUAAUGAAACCCGAAAUCAGCGUCAUGUCCGCAGACGCCGUCUACCUCCCCAUGGCCGAAUCUCACGACGGCCACGCCAUGAACAUCGACUUCCACGCAAUGGCCGAUAAGGUAGCCGCCAAUCUGCGCAGGAUGUCGAUCCCAGUGGAGCAGCAGGCCAGCAUGAUGAAGCAGAUUUGGGGAGACAUGGUUGAUGAUAUGAUGGGUUUGAAGAAGGUUGGCACGGCCUGA